CUGUACUGUAUCGUGCAUUCUGUUCAGUGUCACCAUGGCUGCCGCGACCUGGACGAGCCACUGUCGAAAUGUGAUACAAGGUGCACGGAAGAAGGUAUUGCCUUUGACAGCUGUGCCCAAGGGUGUCAUGCGGUUGAACAUGCUUUCUUAGUUCAAGUACAAGCGCUUCUUUAUCAAAUCACAGUCACGAUUGAUGCCCUUGACGACAGCCUACGACUACGAUGGCAGUUCCCCGAAACAGUGUACAAGAAGUCGCCGCCGCUGACGUUGGUUGGUAUGCUCAGAGCAGACCUUCCAAUGGAAAGACAGGCUGGAAAUGGACCGCCUUACCUGCAACGCUACCGCAGCCGUAUUGGAGUGUCGCGGGCUAUCACCUACCAAAUGCCAUUGCGUGUGGUUCCCAGUCGACUUGAGAUCUCGUCACAACUGCAGUUAGCUGUCGAUAAGGUGGCAAUAUGUUGGAAAGCUGAAGAAUCCAUGAAACAGUUCAAAAUCGCUCUGGCCACUCUCGAUGGGAAUUCCCUCUUUACGGAUACUACUGAUACGAGAUGCUACCUGUUGGAAUCACUCCCGAAAGAGAACUGUUGUCGCGCAACUGUGACUGAUGUCACCACCGAAGAGCAGCCGCAAUCAGCAAGCGUGAAACUGGAUGUAAUUCAACCGCCAGCUCCUCCUCCUGAGGAAUUAGUUCCUACGCCGACUCGUCUUGUUCUUUCAACCGGCACACAUCUUCUGCAAAUGAGAAAUACUGACGAUUACAUCGUGUCGGAGGAGCCUCUAGCGGUUCCGUUUGAAAUACCUGAGGGCGAUUCUAUUACAAGUGUCGAGGGCAUUUCAUCCAGUUCGCUGGUAGUUGGAAGCAGUCGGGGAUCGGUAUGGUUGCUUUCGUUGGAAUAUAAUGACACCGCCAUCUACACCACGCCGACCGUCAUUCGCCAGUCAGAGGAGGCUGAACAUGCUGCCACGCAGAUCGAAUACGGUAAGCUUCCUCUUAAAACCAUGCCGAGGCGAACCACUCGUUGGUAG
Messenger RNA from Cooperia oncophora, 1026 nucleotides. Lineage: Eukaryota; Metazoa; Nematoda; Chromadorea; Rhabditida; Trichostrongylidae. The record is from the annotation of a GenBank genome assembly.